Manihot esculenta (cassava) is the source of this 1547-nucleotide messenger RNA. Its product is annotated as eukaryotic translation initiation factor 3 subunit M. Gene Ontology annotation, biological process: cytoplasmic translational initiation. Gene Ontology annotation, molecular function: translation initiation factor activity. The record is from RefSeq and is a predicted model, not a curated record. Lineage: Eukaryota; Viridiplantae; Streptophyta; Magnoliopsida; Malpighiales; Euphorbiaceae. Gene Ontology annotation, cellular component: cytoplasm; eukaryotic translation initiation factor 3 complex. Bases 123 to 1361 code for a protein of 412 amino acids. The transcript has 10 exons.
UACGGUCCAUAAGACCUCCAAAGACACUCAUCUAGCUAAAGACCAACUGGUUAGGGUUUUUUCGCGCUCUCUUUCGUCUGCAUCGUAAGCGAGUUUUAAUAGCGUUGCAGAUAGCCCUCGCAAUGACGACUGUCGUUCCUAUCUCCGAAGAAGAUCCGACGCUCUCCGUUGUCCGCUUCACCUCUGAGCUUGCUUGGGCCGACGCGGGUCCUGAGGUUGCAGAGCGACAAGUUUCUAGGCUUUGUGUCGAAGCACAAGAAUGCAUGGUGAUGGGCAGAUGGUUGGACUUGGCCUCUUUAAUGCUCACUUCAGCCGACUUGAUAUUUUCCAACUCAAAGGUGUCAGAGAAAGAUCUUGAGUGUAUCUUCACUGUUAUUUGUGAUCUCGUCUCCAAGUCUGGAAGUCCAGAUGAAGCACUUGAGAUGGCAAAACUUAUAUGCGGAAAAAUUAUUCUGCAGCCAACUGACAAGCCUGCAUUGCGAUUGAAGAUCUUAUUCAAUCUGUACAAUCUGCUGGAGGAUGCAUACAGCCGGUUCUAUGUUUACAUGAGGGCUCUAAAUUUGGCAGUGAGCGGAAAAGUCAUGGAGCAUAUCAUACCUUCUUUUAAAACGAUUGAUAGUUUCUUGAAAGAGUGGAAUCUUGAUGUGAAGGAUCAGAGAGAUCUUUUUCUUGGCAUUUCUAAUGUACUGAGAGAGAAUAAGAGCUCAGGAAAGGAUUCUUUCAAAUUCCUAACCAAGUAUUUAGCAACCUUCUCGGGUGAGGAUGCAUAUGCAAUGGCUGAAGCCAAGGAGGAAGCUGUGCGCACAAUUAUCGUAUUUGUCAAGGCACCUGACAUAUUUCAGUGUGACCUGCUAGGUAUGCCUGCUGUGGAGCAGUUGGAAAAGGAUGCUAAAUAUGCAUUGGUAUAUCAGCUUUUGAAUAUCUUUCUGACUCAGAGGCUGGAUGCUUAUUUGGAGUUUCAUGCUGCAAAUUCUGCUUUACUGAAAAGCUAUGGUCUUGUUCAUGAAGAUUGUAUAUCAAAGAUGAGAUUGAUGUCAUUGGUGGAUCUUGCCUCAGAUGGAUCUGGUCGAAUCCAAUAUAAUCUUAUCCAGGAUACACUUCGGAUUAACAAUGAUGAGGUAGAAUUAUGGGUGGUGAAGGCAAUAACCGCUAGGUUAAUCAAUUGUAAAAUGGACCAGAUGAAUCAAGUUGUACUAGUCAGUACCUGUAUUGAUCGUGUUUUUAGGCAGCAUCAUUGGCUGAAACUUAGAGCAAAACUUGCUACAUGGAGGGGAAAUAUUUCCAAUGUGAUAGACACCAUCCAAGCAAACAAGAUAACUGAAGAUGGAUCACUGGCAAUGCAAGGAUUGAUGAUUCGUUAAGUUUGUUCUCAUUCAUUAGUUCGAAGGAUUGUGGAGCAAGUGGGACGAUGAUCUGUGUUUGUGCCUUGUUACUUUUGGUUAUAAUUUUGUUUUAGUUAGGGCAAGUGUAUUGGAAAAUUUUGUUACAGGUGAUUGUUACGACAUUCUACCAUUAUGAAUGAUUUUACAAUGAGAUUUUAUGUAUCA